This is a messenger RNA of Scomber japonicus (chub mackerel), 2760 nucleotides long. RefSeq names its product caprin family member 2 (gene caprin2). Gene Ontology annotation, molecular function: signaling receptor binding. Gene Ontology annotation, cellular component: cytoplasm. The coding region runs from base 1 to 2760 and encodes 919 amino acids. Gene Ontology annotation, biological process: positive regulation of canonical Wnt signaling pathway. Lineage: Eukaryota; Metazoa; Chordata; Actinopteri; Scombriformes; Scombridae. The transcript has 20 exons. The record is from RefSeq and is a predicted model, not a curated record.
AUGGUGCAGCUGUCUCCUUCCCCUACCUUGGAUGUCACCCCCCCACCUGAGCGCUCUGAAGAGGGGGAGGAAAGACAAGACGACCUGGUGAUGGCUGGUGGCCCGAAAAUGGGCUCGCCCGGCGGGCUGAGCGCCCUGCAGCUCAGCCUGGAGGUCUCCACUAUCUACCAUGGCUAUGAAACAUACAUAGAGGAUGGUCUCAUCUGCCUCAAACACAAGGUCCGCAACCUGGAGAAAAAGAAGCUGAAACUGGAGGACUAUAAGAAGAGGCUGAACCAGGGCGAGGCACUAAACAAAGAUCAGAUGAUGGCUGUGGAAAAGUACGACGAGGUGGUGCAUAACCUGGGAUUUGCACGGGAGUUACACAAAACCCUGGAUGGUUUAACUCAGAAUCUGCUGAGGGCCCAGAAGAAGGUUGAGAAGAAGGAGCAGGUGGCUAAGGGGGAGACGGAGAGAAGACGGCUGAGCAUGGUGCUCCAGGUCCAGCACCUCUUCACCAGCCUGCAGCAGGAGCACGUCAGGAGAGACCUGCUGGCCGGACACAACCAGGCACCUCGCAUUUCAGCCCAGCAGCUGCACAGCCUGAGCCAGCUUGCAGGCCUGCUGGGAGUCAAGAGGGAUAACAGACUGAGUUUAGAGGCGCAGAUGGAGCAGGCGGCUCUGGUCUAUUUGGACCUGCUAGAGGGGAAAGACAAGCCAGUGGCUGGAUCCACAUUUAAGCUGCUGAAAGAUGAGCUCACCAGGCUGCUGAACUGCAAGUACUUCAGUUGUCUUCCACCUCCACCCAAGAAGACUCAAGAGGUGUCGCUGAGCUCAACCAGCCACAGCACCAUAUCAAACUCCAAACCAAAUGAAGUUUCUAAGGAGUUUUUCAACAGACUGUACCUGUCUGACAUGGAGACUCCUCCCACUCAGAACUGGAAGGAGGAUUUCCAGGCCAUGAGGGAGCAGGAGCCACCUGACAGCUGGGAUAUGGAGCUCCCAGAUGGAACUGCUUCACCACCAACCGCAGUCCACAAACCAUGGAGAGGAGCAGCCACUUUCAUCCCCAAAGUCCCUGUUACCGCCAAGAUACAGUCUGCUGAUGGCAAACGGAGAAAAGAGAGAAAAGCCAAAGGAGAGCAAAACGCCAAGACGGCACAUCACAUGGAAAUACCGGUAGAGGUUUUCAACUCCCCAUCUACCUUGCCCAAAGACCCCAUCCUGAGAAAGCAGUACCUCGAGGACCUCAUGACAAAGAUCCAUGGUUCCUUUAGUUUCAUGCAGGAUUCUCUUCUGGAUGGUGAGAGCUCCCCAACUAAUAGCCACCCCAGAUUGAAGAGACGGCCGUCUGGAUCUCCAUCUCCUUUGGGUCAGAGAGACUUGAGGAGCCCAGUUGAUAUCCUGCCCAAAACAAUGCAUUCCACGCCACUGCCUGCCAGGCUUGUAGAGAGAAAAGCCAGUCUGAGGAAUGGAGAUCAGUGCCUGGAGACCUGUGACCUGGAGCUAUCCCCAAAGGAACUACCUCAUGAGCCGCUGCAGAUAACUGAACGAAAGACGUUUCCUUCGCCGCCGCUGUACUGCAGGGAGUCUGCCAUACCUGUCAGUCUGGAGGACAAGAGCCGCCCUUGUACCCCAGUAACUGAGUCAGGGAAGCAGUCCCCCUGUAACGGGGUGUCAUCUUGCACCUCCACCCCUCCUCAGGCACAGUCUUUCUCCACACCUCCCACCAGACGAACUCUCUCCUCUGCACAGUUUCAGAGCAUCCAGUCAGUCUUCAAGGUGAAUUCCACCUCACCCCAAAAUGGGGAAAUAAACUUCAAACCAGAUACUGCAGUUUUUGCUGAGCCCAGGUACAGCACUGCUAGCACCCAAACACCUCCUGAGUUCGCUCCUUCAGAUGACGAACCACAGACGGCAUACCAGUCAGAUUAUACGGUGGGUAAUGGUGGACAGAUCUUCCUGUCCCCUGGCCAGUCAGGUGGAGGCGCGGGUCGAUCCGGCCAGUCCUACUACAGCAGAGGAUCUGUGAGAGGUAUGGCACGUGGUGGCAAGGGACUGGCACACUCCUUUCGCUCUUCUGGUUGGUAUCGAGGAGGAGCCUUCAUCCCCCAGGCUCAUCUCAGGGACUCUGGCCCGCUGCUAUAUACUGCAAGAGACUACCAACACAGCUACAGGCGUGGAGGAGGGAGACAUAACCCCAGUGCCUGGAGUGAUUCCUCCCAGGUGAGCAGCCCAGACCGGGAGGGAGCCUUCACAAUCGUGGACUCUGGUCACGGGGAUUCCCUGUCAGUCUCCACCAUGGAGGUCCCGCUCACCCCCCACAGCCACCACCACCACACCACCUUGCUCCCCAUGCAGCUUUACCCGCUCUCCCAGCCGCUGCGCGUGGCCUUCACCGCCUCCCGCACCGCAAAUUUCGCCCCGGGCAACCUGGACCAGCCCAUCGUGUUCGACCAGCUGCACAGCAACCUGGGCGAGAUGUAUGACACCCACAUCGGCCGUUUCACCUCCCCGGUGAACGGCACCUACGUCUUCAUUUUCCACAUCCUGAAGCUCGCCAUCAACGUGCCGCUCUACAUCAACCUCAUGCGCAAUGACGAGGUGAUGGUGUCGGCGUACGCCAACGACGGUGCGCCGGAUCACGAGACGGCCAGCAACCACGCCAUCCUGCCUCUCUUCCAGGGAGACCAAGUGUGGCUCAGGUUGCAUCGUGGCGCUAUCUACGGCAGCACCUGGAAGUACAGCACCUUCUCCGGCUUUCUGCUGUACCAGGACUGA